AUGUAUUGUAAUAAAUUAUCAUCUAUCUUUAAUAUUUCAGGUGGACAUUUUUCUCCAGUCGUACAGAAGACUGUGUGCUAUAUUGCGUGUGGUUUAAUCAUCAAUGAGGUUGGACAAGUGCUAAUGAUACAGGAAGCUCGGAGACUAAGCCGUGGUAAAUGGUACCUUCCUGCUGGCAGGAUGGAGCCUGGCGAAAAUAUAGAGGAUGCAGUUAGGAGAGAAGUGCUGGAAGAGGCUGGUUAUGAGUGCCAGGUCACUUCAGUGCUUAUGGUGGAGGUUGAUGGACGGGCACUAUGGCUGAGAUUUACUUGCUUGGCCAGAGUCACAGGUGGCAACCGAAAGACAGAAGAGGAUGAAAAUAAUGAAUCGAUGCAAGCGAGAUGGUUCACUUUGGAUGAGAUAGCCAAGUUGGAAUUGAGGAACACCGACAUUUCCCAUUGUGAAUUACGCCACACAGUUGCGUAG
Messenger RNA from Priapulus caudatus, 465 nucleotides. RefSeq names its product 8-oxo-dGDP phosphatase NUDT18-like. Lineage: Eukaryota; Metazoa; Priapulida; Priapulimorpha; Priapulimorphida; Priapulidae. The transcript has 4 exons. Gene Ontology annotation, molecular function: magnesium ion binding; 8-oxo-GDP phosphatase activity; 8-oxo-dGDP phosphatase activity. The record is from RefSeq and is a predicted model, not a curated record. The coding region runs from base 1 to 465 and encodes 154 amino acids.